Messenger RNA from Haplochromis burtoni (Burton's mouthbrooder), 5969 nucleotides. RefSeq names its product protein phosphatase 1, regulatory subunit 18 (gene ppp1r18). Gene Ontology annotation, molecular function: phosphatase binding. The record is from RefSeq and is a predicted model, not a curated record. Lineage: Eukaryota; Metazoa; Chordata; Actinopteri; Cichliformes; Cichlidae. Bases 932 to 5176 code for a protein of 1414 amino acids. The transcript is spliced from 4 exons.
UUUGUUUGUUUUUAUUUAAUUUUAAAGCUGAUAUAUCACAGAUGAACUACAGCUUUAAUAACCGAGCCAGAAGAUGUUUUUUUGUUGUUGUUUUUAUUUUAUUUUACAGGGUAUAGAUCGAUAUAUAUGCUCACUGGCCAACUUAUUGGGUACACGUGAGGGAUUUUUGUAAUUAGGGGAAAGUUUCAUAUCCAUCUAAACGCUCUCGUGUUUAUGAAUAUGAAUAAACAUGAAUAACAUUUUUGACUGUAUGUUUUCUACAUCAGAGACGCUAGAAAAUAAUUUUUAAAAAUAAAAAUGCGAAUAAUCAGCAAUGAAGAUAUUCCGGUAGUUUGGGGUACACACCUCUGUCAGUGGAGCUGAUCGUGUUUGAUCUGCUUCAAUCAAGUCCCGCUGCAGCUCUGCAUGCUGACACCACAUCCCGUUUCACCGCCCUCCACCUCCACCGCUUUACCAAUUAACCCUGCGGGACGCGGGGGUGAGCAAAGGCGGGGGAGGGCUGGUUGGUGGCCGGGCAGACGGCUGUGUGCUUUAAACGCCUUUUCUUAGGUCCGACAAUAUGGUGUGUGCCACUAAACUCUCCAGAGGGAAUUGAAUGUAAUUAUCGGAUUAGAGCGCUGCAGCUCUCGAGCUGGAAAUAUUUACAACCGCACGGAGGACGGAGGUUUUUCUGCUCUGAUGUCCACUCAGGUCCCGAUAUCGUUUGACUGGGUCACUGAUCAUUUUUAAAAGUUGGGUUUUGACAGGACAGAUUAAUCUGUUCGUUACAGGCAAAGGAGGUUUUCCAUGGUGGAGUAGACCGCUUUACGCACAAGUGGAGAUGUAAAGUCGGGGUGGAUGCAGUGAUAUUUUUGCCAAAACAAGAGUUUGGAGGAUUCACAGAGGCUCUGAAGAGGAACCGUUUUAUCCAAAAGUGGGCACCUUUUCUGUUAUGUCUGUUUCCUCUCUGCCAGAAUGGAAACAACUCCUUCUGGAGAAAAAGAGGAGAGAAGAGGAGGAGCGAGAGAGGAGGGAAAAAGAGGAGGAGGAGAAGUUUGCCAGCAUGCCAGCUUGGAAGCGAGGGAUCAUCCAGAGAAGGAAGGCGAAGCAGGAGUAUGUGGGUGACAGGGAGAAGGAGAGAGACGGCUGUCUGCUGCAAGUGGAUGUCAGAUCUCCUUCUGAUGGUCUGAGUGACACAGACAGCUUCGUAACAGUUAAUCUGGGAAGCGAACUGUCGCUCAGUCCAGAUCCAGGCCAGUGGCUGGAUGCAGAUCCCAAACCAGUGAGCCAGGUGUCUGUAGAAACAAUAGUUCCAGUCCAUGAAAAUCCAUUUAUUCUCACGCAGAGUGCAUGGAGGAAGAGCAGGGAUGGAGAAACAGGGAACGAGCCAGAAGUUAAGGAGAGAGAUAAAUUAAGCCCCAGGAGUCAAGAUGGGGAGCUGGGGAGAGGACGAGAUAUAGAGCUGACAAAAGAGAGGUUUAGGGACUUGAGUGAGGGGAGGGAAAAAGACAGGAGCAGGGAUAGGAGUCAAGGAAGAGAAAGAGAGAAUAGCAGGGAGGGGUGUGAAAAGGAAAAAAGCCAGCUGAAGGAGUUGGUUAAGGAUGCAGUCAGGGAGCAGGAAUUUCUUAAAGUUAGAAAAGACACAGAGGAAAAAGAAACCCCUUCACCCACUUCUUCGCUUUCCCCUCUUAUUCCGUGUCUUCGGACCAUCAGAGCUGACAAUAUCAUCAUCAUCGAGCAGGACAGAAAGGGCAGCGAUGAGAGAAAGGGUAGAUGGAGGGAGGCAGAGCGGGAGAAGCUCGAGGAGGACCAGCUGGGGAAGAAAGGGGUGAAGAUGGACCUAAGGGAGAUUCUGGCUGGAGGAGGGAGUGUCACUGAGAUCCGAGCCUCUGAAGUUCUUAUUAUAAAGCCCUCAACCUGCCCUGAAGAGAGGAGUGCAGGGGGGAAAGGGAGAGAGGAUGGGGAGAUGAAGGGCAGCAUGGAUGCAAGAAGGGAGAGCAUAGGCAGGGAGCUGAGAACAGAUGUGUCCUGGCUGAGAGAGAAAGAAAAGGAGAAACCAUGGGGCCAGGCAACAGUUAUUAAUAAAGACAGCAGAAAGGACAGCUUGGAUGAUAAUGUUUUUGUGGAGAGAGGAGGGAGGGUCAGUCAGCUGCUGAGUAAAUUCGGAGAGCACCCCAAGCCUCCAUCCCGAUCCAAAAGCUCCGAUAAUUUCCUUGAGCCAGGGAGGAGAAAAUACUCAGGAGAUCAGGAUGAGCAGCAGUCCGAGGAGAGGAAGGCAGAUGGAAAGAAUACGCUGCUAAAAGGUGUCCCAAAACGCUCGUUUAGCUUCUCCGAUCGAGUCAUCUGCGCUAAGGAGAAUGGGAUAGGUGACGAAGGGUUUUACGAGAGAAAAAUUCGUGAGAGGAUUCACUCAGAGAGCGUGGCGCCAUGGGUAGAUGUAGCUGCCUUAAGGAGGGAAACCACAGCGAAGAUGGGGUGUGCACGACUUCUAGAGAGAGACAGAUUUGGAAAGCACAGAGUAAAAACCGAAGACUUUGGUAUACAGCUUAAGAAAGUCGAGUUUGUUGACAGGAGGGCCGCGGAGAAGGUCGGCGAUGCAGACGGGGAUGUGGGGUUCACGGUGGCCUCAGUUAAAAACACGGAGGGAAUAUCAUUUGCUAGGAGAGUGCCGAUUAGGCAGGAUGGGAAAGCAAGAGCUGACAGAGAGGUGAAGCGACCGGCAGGUGAAAAGAGUUUAGAAAGGGACGUGAAUGUAGACAAAGAUUCAGAGGGAGGGGGAGAGAUUGAGGUGAAAGUUUGUGAGAAAACAGAUUCUCAAAGAGAAGAUGGACUAGAGAGCUCACCCGAAACAAGCAACGUUGAUGCUGAGAGUCACUGCAGACAUGAUUUGGCUUUUACUGAGUGCUCCAGUUUAGGCUCUACAAUUCCAGACAGGGCCGUCCAUAAAGGUGCAGACUGGAGACUACAAGGACCUUACCUAACACAGUCUGUUUUAUCCCCACAUACUGAGGAUCUAAUAAGUAAAAUAGAAAAAAUAGGAGACACAACCUUUUAUAGCAACAAAGACAGCAAAGAGGAGGUGCAAGCAGCAGGAUCAGAAAACCUCAGUUAUGAUUCGACCCCCAGAUCUCCGAAAAGGAGCGCACUCACCGGGAACCCUCCAGGCCCCGUGGAGAUUCAGAUUCCCAGGACUGUGUUUUAUGUUGCAGAAGAAGUGGUGGAGAAAAUAAAGCCCGGGUGUCAACGCAGCGAGGGGCAAGACUGUCAUGGAGGUCGACAGGUCGAGAGGAGGGAUAGCUGGAGGAUUGGGAAGCCCUUAAGCCGCAUAGAGUCUCUGCGAGAGAAAAUCAGACAGAGAGAGCUGGAGAAACAGCGACAGGGUGAAGGGAGUGAAGCUGCAGAGAUUAGUGCUACUCAGACAGCGGGGGACAGGUACGAGAAGAGGGGAACUGAAAUAGAAAAACAGUGGGAAGCUACAGCACACAUGCAGAAGAGGCCGGCCGAAACAGAGCAGGGACAGGAAGAAGCAGCGGCGCAGACAUCCGCGGCUGCGUUUGACGUCACGCAGGAAGUCGGCGUGUUGAAAACCUGCCCUCAGCUUCCUGUUUCUGUCCUACUGUCACAAACUGUCAGAGGAGAGGAAGUGACAAGCGAGUGUACCGCCAGGGCCUCCGAAGCUACCUCCGAAGCCCUCCAGAUAUCUGAGGAUGAGGACGACCCAGUGAAACAUGUAGAAGAGCCGCAAAGGCGCGACUGGGGCCGAAACGCAAGCACAGAAGAAGAACAGGAGGAGGAGGAAGGAAAGGAGCUCUCCGAGGAGGAGGUAGAGGAAUACACAUCACCUCUCGAUUCUACACAAUCUCUCUCUCCUUCGCCGCCUCUUCCCAACUCUCUCGCAGCCAUGAGUCGGAUCUACAACUUGGAAACCGUGGGUUCGAGGUCGGGCUUGUAUUUGAGGGACAGGACAGUGGACAUCUCAUCGUCUGUGCACCUUGUUAAAGUGAAGCCAAUCAUAUCGAACUCACAGCAGGGGGACAACAAAGCAUUUACAGGCGAUGACAUUAGUGGGGUUCAGACAAUACAGCAGCAGAUUGAGCAGUUUCAGCUGAAAGAGCAGGAAGCGCAAAACUCUUCGUCAAAUACCUCCCUGAAGGACAGAGAGACGAAGGGGCAACAAAGAGUGUUAAAGCAACAGAGAAAGGACGAUUUUCGGACCCAGCAGAUAAAGGACGACCUCAAAGCACAUCAGAUAAAGGACGAUGUUAAAACCCAGGAGAAGGAUCAGGAAACACCAGACCUCAACCCCAAAGUGUCUUCUCAUCACGCUUGUUCUCCCACACCUCAGGCCAAACAAACUAUCACAGUCACCCCCUCAUAUCUCAGGACCCAAUCCCCAGACAACUCCCUGAAAGCCACAGAUUGUGCCCCGACCCCGGCUUCUUCCCCAAGCUCGCCAUCUCCUGCCCAGUCUCCGAGUGUGUCUCCGUCACCCACCCAGACACCUGUGCUCUUUUCUAUCAGGAGUGCCUCCGGGGGCCAAGUGAAGCGAGGCGCCACCAUCACAAUCACACCAAAAAGGGCAACGGGAGCCGCAGCACGGCCCUCGGCGUCCACAUCAACCCCAGCGAAGACCCCACACCAGCAGCAGCAGACUCAGACGGUGUCAACCCCCGCAAAGACACCACCACAGCAGCAGCAGACUCAGACGGUGUCAACCCCCGCAAAGACACCACCACAGCAGCAGCAGGGCCAGACAGUGUCAACCUCCACGAAGACAACACCACAGCAGCAGACCCAGACAGCCCCCGCUGUGACUGAGCCGGGGAAGAAGAAGUAUCCAACUGUGGAGGAAAUUGUGGUGAUCGGUGGAUAUCAGAACCUGGAGAAGUCGUGUCUGGUCAAGAAUAGAGGGACCCCAAAAAAGGGGAAGGUGUGUUUUAACGAGGUCAAGCUGGAGCAGGUGUGUGAGUACCCAUCGGAGGCCCUCAUGCAGUUCUUCAAUCCCCACUCUCAGGACCUGGGGAGCGUGGAGAGGCUGCAGGAUGAGGAGGUGCAGGAGGAGCAGGGUGACGGGGAGGGGGGGGCGGUCGUGGUGAAGAAUACGAGGAGUACGGGAAGUGCAACGGGACCGCGUGUAAUAGAUAUGAGUCUUGCCCUCGAUAGAAGCCAGUCACCUUCGCCAAAAUUACCCAUCUGAUGAGGUCACCACCAUUUUAUUGAACAAUAAUGUUGUUUUUUGGUCUGUUUUGAUCAUUUUUUAAUUGUGUUUGUCAUUACUUGUGGUGUUUUGUUUUCUCUAGUGUCAGGAUGAAUAAGGGACCAAAUAAUUGUGUUUACUUCACGGAUAAAGUCACCUAGUUUAUUUUCAGGGAAACUGAGGGAAAGUGACAUGAAUGUAGUAGCACGUAACCCCUCAGCGGUGCACUGCUGGGUGAUGAAGGAUCACUUGUCUAUGCAAUAUAAUGAAACAGAUAAGAGUUAUAUUUUCUAGGUAAUAUAUAUAUAUAUAUAUAUAUAUAUAUGAUAGUUUCUUUUAUGUUAAUGUCCUUCUUAAUUUAAGUCAGCACUGCCUCAUCACAGAAAAAGAAGAACUCUUGAUGUUUGUAUCAUCUGACUUCAUGUGCCUGCUGGAAUUGCCCAUACAGAUGAUCUGAAGAUCUGUUAAUGUGUUUUGCUUGAAGCCUUUCAGAAAACGCUCCUCUCAGCAGGUGUUAUGUGUUGCAUGAACGGGUUUUGGUGCAAUGUGUGAGGUGAUGAAAGUUUUAAUUGUUUUUAAAUUGGAGUUAAAUGGAAUUUUAUUGUUGCAUGAAAAACCACUGUGCAAAGAAUGGUUUUGUAUUGUUAUUUUUCUCGGGUGGAGAUAGAGACUGAGAGGAAGUCCCUGAGAGGACAAAGAGCAAACUGAAACUUCAUAUUAAAGCUGAUAUCUGACUUUCAGCUGUGCACCAUUUAUAAUCUUGUUAUCUUUUGUAAUUGAGCAUUUUGAUUGG